Messenger RNA from Uncinocarpus reesii 1704, 1287 nucleotides. RefSeq lists its product as uncharacterized. NCBI's taxonomy places the organism in Eukaryota, Fungi, Ascomycota, Eurotiomycetes, Onygenales, Onygenaceae. The coding region runs from base 1 to 1287 and encodes 428 amino acids. The record is from RefSeq and is a predicted model, not a curated record. The transcript is spliced from 4 exons.
AUGAGCACUGAGACCGGCGGCCGCCGUCUGGUGCUCUGCUUCGAUGGAACCGGCAAUCGGUACAAGGGCAACGAGUCCGACACCAACGUCGUCAAGAUCUAUGAGAUGCUAGACCGUCAUGACAAGAAGCAAUACCACUACUACCAGCCUGGCAUCGGGACGUUCAGCACAGGGACCAGCGGCUCCGGCUUGACCUGGUUUGGACGAAUGCGCGCAAGCACAAGCCAGCUCGUCGACCUGGCCAUUGGCAAAACGUUUGAAUACCAUGUAUCCUGCGGCUACAAGUUCUUGAUGAAGUACUAUGAACCCGGCGACGACAUCUACAUUUUCGGCUUCUCCCGCGGCGCCUACACCGCACGGUUCCUGGCCGAGAUGAUCGAGAGGGCUGGUCUGCUCUCCCAGGGAAACGAGGAGAUGGUGCGGUUCGUGUUCGCGUCCUUUAGCGAGGUGCAGAACGCGAGGGGGAAGAAGGUGAAGACGCCGCUGGAGCUGGAGCAUGAGGAGUACCUGCAAAAGUUCAAGCGGACCUUCUGCCGCCCGGAUGUGCGCGUCCAUUUUCUCGGUCUGUUUGACUGCGUGAACAGCGUUGCGCAGUUUGAGAUUCCGUUCAGGCGGCAAUCCUAUCGAUAUAUAGCACAGUCUCCGGCCAAACACAUUCGCCAUGCCGUCUCUAUCCACGAGCGUCGCCUCAAAUUCAAACCAGCGCUGUUCGCGUACGACGAACAGUCACUGCAUGCCGAUAUCAAAGAGGUCUGGUUUGCCGGGAACCACUGCGACGUCGGUGGAGGAUUCCGAUACGAAGGCAACUCGAAGCAUCUCCUAUCCGACGUCUCGCUCGCGUGGAUGGUGGACGAAGUCAACAAGCUGGAGGACGCACCGGCGGGCAAGCUGGCCUUCCAGCAGAGCAUCCUCGAAGGGCUGGGACAUAACAUUUCCUUUGGUGGGAUCAUAGGCAAAGUUUCUCCCCCAGACAAAACCACCAGAGCCAAAAAGCCAAUGAAAGCUAAUUUCUGGGUUCUAGAAAUCCUCCCAUUCUUCACCCGUCUCGAGCUCGAACACGGUGAAUGGAACCCGCGCUACUGGCCCCCCAACUUUGGAGCUGCACGGGACAUCCCUCGCGACGCGGCGAUCCAUCCGUCGGUGGAGAGGAUGUUCAAAGCGGGCUUGCUGCAGGAGAUGCCCAGGCUCGGCGGGGACGAUGCGCCGCUGCUCAAGGAUCCUCUGGUUGUGUUUCGCGUUUUGGCGCCGUGGAAGUGGCAGUUUAAGAAAUCCGGUGGUGGUGCGUAA